Rhipicephalus sanguineus (brown dog tick) is the source of this 3095-nucleotide messenger RNA. RefSeq names its product vacuolar protein sorting-associated protein 35 (gene Vps35). Gene Ontology annotation, cellular component: retromer, cargo-selective complex; late endosome; retromer complex. Gene Ontology annotation, biological process: intracellular protein transport; retrograde transport, endosome to Golgi. Lineage: Eukaryota; Metazoa; Arthropoda; Arachnida; Ixodida; Ixodidae. Bases 227 to 2683 code for a protein of 818 amino acids. The record is from RefSeq and is a predicted model, not a curated record. The transcript has 17 exons.
GUAAGUGUAACUUCGUUACCUGCGUGAUAGUAGCUCACCACUGGUUGACGUUGAGUCCACUUCAUGGUGGGCGUCAAUCGAAGCGAUUUUGGUGUGUUUACGGCUGGGUACUACUUGAGUAUUCAAGCUGGUUAAGUUUUAGGCCACGUAUACAACGUAUACGGUGCUUACAAGUCAGCGGGAGGCCACUAUUUCAUACUGAAACUCCGCCUGCAGACAUCCCCAAAUGCCUCAGACGCCACAGGCAUCCCCCCAAGAAGACCAAGAAAAACUACUUGAUGAUGCUGCCAGCAUUGUCAAAGUCCAAGCAUUUCACAUGAAACGAUGUCUCGAUAAAGGAAAGCUUAUGGAAGCAUUAAAACAUGCUUCUAACAUGCUUGGUGAACUUCGCACGUCUCUUCUGAGUCCAAAAAGCUACUACGAGUUGUAUAUGGCGGUUACUGAUGAACUGAGGCACCUAGAAAUUCACCUUCUAGAUGAGAUUCAAAAAGGGCGCAAGAUGUCCGAUCUCUAUGAGCUUGUUCAGUAUGCCGGCAACAUCAUCCCUCGUCUGUAUCUCCUAAUCACUGUUGGGUUGGUUUAUAUGAAGUCAAAUGAGCACUCUAAGAAGGACAUCCUUAAGGACCUGGUGGAGAUGUGUCGUGGGGUACAACAUCCACUACGAGGACUCUUUCUGCGCAAUUAUUUGCUGCAGUGCACACGCAAUAUUCUGCCUGACAAUGAAGAGGAUGCAGCCCUGAAUGAUGCAAACCUGAAUGCUGAUGGAGGGAAAGUUGAACUGCUGAUGUAUUCAAGGGACAGUGAAGUGAGUGGAACAGUGAAAGAUUCUGUAGACUUUGUUCUUCUUAAUUUUGGUGAAAUGAACAAAUUGUGGGUGCGGAUGCAACACCAAGGCCACUCUCGAGAUCGAGACCGCAGGGAAAAAGAACGUCAGGAGUUGCGCCUGCUGGUAGGAACCAAUCUGGUGCGUCUAUCUCAGCUUGAUGCUGUGGACAUGGACCGUUACAAGAAGGUUGUUUUGCCAGGCAUUCUGGAGCAAGUAGUAAGCUGUAGGGAUGCCAUAGCCCAGGAGUACCUCAUGGAGUGCAUCAUUCAGGUUUUUCCGGAUGAAUUUCACUUACAAACUCUGAGUUGCUUUCUCAAGGCCUGUGCGGAGCUGAGGCCACAAGUAAAUGUGAAAAACAUCAUAAUCUCCCUUAUUGACAGACUAGCAGCCUAUGCAAUGAAAGAAGAUGGACCAGGAAUUCCGAGUGACAUCAAGCUGUUUGAUAUCUUUUCUGACCAGAUCGCCCAAGUGAUACAGAUGAGGCAGGACAUGCCAACUGAAGACAUCGUCUCAUUGCAAGUUUCUUUAAUUCACCUGGCUCUGAAAUGCUACCGGGAAAGAGUCGACUAUGUUGACAAAGUGCUUCAGACAACUGAGGAAAUCUUCGUCAAGCUUGGCAUAACUAGAGUGGAGCUGUCGAAACCUGUUGGAAAGGAAUUGGUGCGACUGCUGAAGAUACCUGUGCAGUCAUACAAUGACUUGCUCACAAUUUUGCAACUCAGUCACUUUGGAAGUCUGCUGCAGCUUUGUGACUACCGUGGCCGCAAAGUGAUGGCCUGCUUUCUUGUAAACAGUUCACUUGAAAAUGACACGCUGAUCCCAACACCAGAGCAGGCAGACCAAGUGCUGAACUUGAUAAGCCCGCUGGUUCAAGAUCAGCCAGACCAGCCAGACGAAGAGGAAGACCCAGAGGACUUCUUGGAAGAGCAGGUGCUUGUAGGGCGAUUUGCAAACCUUAUGGUGGCUGACCUGCCUGACCAACAGUAUCUGAUCGUGAUGACUGCCAGGAAGCACUUUGGCAGUGGAGGCAACAAGCGCAUUCGCUACACAUUGCCUCCACUUGUCUUCCAAUCGUAUCAGCUGGCUUUCAAGUACCGCUCCUUGAGUGACAAGGAUGACAAGUGGGAGAAGAAAUGCAACAAGAUCUUCCAGUUCUGCCACCAAACUAUUAGUGCACUUAUCAAAGCAGAACUUGCUGAGCUGCCUCUACGCCUGUUUCUUCAAGGGGCACUAGUUGCUGGUCAAAUCAAGUUUGAAAAUUUCGAGACCGUGGCCUACGAAUUUAUAUCCCAGGCUUUUUCUCUCUAUGAGGAUGAGAUUUCUGACAGCAAAGCCCAGCUAUCUGCAAUAACCCUGAUUAUGGGCACAGUAGAACAGACAAGUUGCUUCUCAGAAGAAAACCAUGAGCCGCUGCGUACACAGUGCGCACUGGCAGCAUCGAAGCUUCUCAAAAAACCUGACCAGUGCCGUGGUGUGGGCCUUUGUUCGCACUUAUUCUGGUCGGGCAAAACCCAAGAGUCUGGAGGAGAAGAGCUGCACGAUAGCAAACGAGUUGUUGAAUGUCUUAAAAAAGGAAUUCGUAUUGCAACACAAUGUAUGGACCCGUCAGUGAAGGUGCAACUUUUUGUAGAGCUGCUGAAUUACUAUAUUUACUUCUUUGAAAAAGGCAAUGAACAGAUCAAGACUGAUACUGUUGGUCAGCUUAUCGGUAGAAUAAGAGAAGAGCUUCCACAACUUGAAGCAAAUGAAGAGACGGACCAAAUUAAGAAGCACUUUCAGAACACCCUAGAUCAUCUACGCACUCGUAUGGAGUCCCAAGAUUCCGAAGGACCAUCCUAUGCAGGCCUGUCACUAUAAGUGGAAUAAUGGCAAAUACUGAUCUUCAGCACAUUUCCUCUGAUGUAUCAUCGCAGCAAUCUUCAAGAGGUGGUGCUGAGUUGCUGAGUACCCUACCUCAGGGGCAUGUUCUGUGUCUUUUUCAUUUUCCCUUAGCCAGAGUUUAGCUCGCAGAAAAUUUGUCCUCACUUUAAGUGUGUGAAUCGCAAGAUUUUUUUUAUUAUGUGUUUCAAAGUAAGCAUACAAAUGCAUGCACAGUUAGUACUAUAAAUCAUUUCAUUAUGAGAGUAUACUAUUUUUUGCUGCAAAGCUUGUUUUUCUGGAGAGGUGAGAUGGUGUGGUUUCUUCCCCCGUUUCUACCAUGUAUUAUACUUGUCUGUACAGUCAGAUAUUUGUGUUGUAAUGAAUACCAAUAAAGUGCGGUUUAUUAGUA